Messenger RNA from Carlito syrichta (Philippine tarsier), 1004 nucleotides. Its product is annotated as RNA exonuclease 1 homolog. NCBI's taxonomy places the organism in Eukaryota, Metazoa, Chordata, Mammalia, Primates, Tarsiidae. The transcript has 6 exons. The annotation marks the transcript as partial. The record is from RefSeq and is a predicted model, not a curated record.
GCCUGGGCUAUGACCCCUGCAACCCCGAGUUGCCCAAGCCCCCCGCGCAGAGGGAGAAUGGCGCCUUGGGGCUGGGGGACGAGCCGCGCUCGGACGCGCAGGAGCUGGAGCUGGUCAACCAGGCCAUCGAGGCUGUGCGCAGCGAGCCGUCUAGGGAGGGCCCGGAGGCCGAGGGGGGCGCCCUGCCAGAGACCAAGGAGACGGCAGUGCAGUGCGAUGGGGGUGACCUCGGGCCGCCCACACAGGACCCCAGCGAGGCGCCCCCGGCCAAGCCCGGCUCCCCAGCCCAGGCCGCACAGAAUGGGGGGUGCCCCGGGGACGGGAAGCCCAAGAGGAAGAAAAGCGGCACCCGCGCCGCCCCCGGCCGGAAGGACGGUGCCCAGAGGAAGGACAAGGGCACGGACAGGGCGGCCGUGGACUACACGGCCCUGGAGAAGGAGGUGGACUUCGACUCGGACCCCAUGGAGGAGUGCCUGCGCAUCUUCCAUGAGUCCACCUGCGUCAAGACGGAGGACAAGGGCCGGCUGGCCCGGCAGCCCCUGAAGGAGCAGCAGGGCGAGGAGAAGGGGCCUGCGGGCCUGACCACGCUGCUCCCCGGGCAGAAGAGGAGGAUCUCCCACCUCGCCAAGCAGGGCCCAGAGGCGGAGCCCCCGAGGAGCCGCCCGGCAGCACCCCUGGCCCGGCCCCCGACAGCACAGGAGGUGUGCUACCUGCGGGCCCAGCGGGCACAGAGGGAGUCAGCCGGCGGGCUGCAGGCGGAGAAGCCCACCUCGGUGCACAUCUCGGCCCCUGGUGAGAGGAAGAGGAUCGCCCACGUCCCCAACCCCCGCUUGGCUGCCGCCCCCACAGGCGCCAAGAGGACCCUCGCAGCCAGCAGUAGCCAGCCCUCCGGUGGCCCUGAGCCCAGUGGUCAGCCGCUGAAGACGCGCACGCUGGCGGGGAUGGCAUCCAAGACCACCACCACCGUCACCCCCAAGAGAGUGGCCCACAGCCCGUCCCUUCAG